Petromyzon marinus (sea lamprey) is the source of this 1298-nucleotide messenger RNA. RefSeq names its product golgin A7 (gene GOLGA7). The record is from RefSeq and is a predicted model, not a curated record. Gene Ontology annotation, biological process: protein targeting to membrane; peptidyl-L-cysteine S-palmitoylation. Lineage: Eukaryota; Metazoa; Chordata; Hyperoartia; Petromyzontiformes; Petromyzontidae. Gene Ontology annotation, cellular component: palmitoyltransferase complex.
AACGAGAUAUCACGCUAACGUGUAUAUGACAUAACCACGUUGUGAGGGAACGUCUCCUGGUCAAGAGCGGACGUCAUCGCGCCGGCGGUGAUGACGUCACCGGACGGGGGACGGCCGUGUCAUGGCGGAGGCACAUAGUUUGGAUGACCUUUCGCGCCAGGCCUUCCUUCUCACUAAAGUGUACGUGCAGCGCGACUACUCGGAGGGAACCUCCUGCCGAUUCCAGAUCAAGUUCCUGCCUGAGCUGGAGCCCCGGAUCGAGAAGAACCUGUUUGAGGACACCGUGCGGACCUUCAACAAGCUCUACACGGAGGCCGAGAAGAUCGGAGCGCACUCGUACGUGGAGAGCUGCCUGGGCUGCCUCACGGGAUACACUCUCUUCAUGUGCAUGGAGACGCGCUACGAGAAGGUGCUCAGGAAGAUCUCCAAGUACGUGCAAGAGCAGAACGAGAAGAUCUACGCACCGCGCGGCCUGCUCAUCACUGACCCCAUCGAGAGAGGCCUCCGCGUGAUUGAGAUAUCGAUCUAUGAAGACAAAGGCAGCAGUGGCGGCAGCCGAUAAAGCGAUCCGGUCUCCAGAGACACUGAUGGACAGAGCCACUCCUCCCGUAAAGGCCGUUUCCAUGCGGAAUACAUCAACACAGCCGCGUUCUGUAUUUGUAAGGCAUCACUACGGGUGUUGUCAGCAUGGUCUUAGUAGAGAAACGCUUUCUAAAUAUUUACCUAGUGCUCACUGCAUCAGCUUUUUAGUUUGUCGGUCAUUUUUAAGGAAUCAUAGUGAUAUUUUAUAUGUAUAAUUGUCAUGACCAAGUAUUGCAAAGUUGUGUUAUUGCUAGUCUCCCUGUGCACGUGUAAAGACUCGGUAACGGUUCGGCUGUGUACACGCAACACUUUGUACAGUGUGCGCAUUGUAAGUGGCAAGUUUCAGUUUGAUGUUUUUAUCCUGUUAAGUCAGCAUACGCUGCUUUUUUAUUUUAUGUUUUUAUUUAUUGACUUUGAAAAUCCACAUUUUCUGGAGGCCCACUUAUGGAUCCUGCCGAUGAGUGUGAUAUCAAUCGCUUGGAAAUUGUGCAAUUGGGGUCCUGCUCUCAUCCCGAUGCCAUAAAUGAGCCUCAUGGUGGUGCCACCUCACUCAGCUGGGGGAGGAUGCCGGAGGCUAAAGCAAUGUUGGCAUUCAUUGGCCAUGGCCGUUUAUGUUGUGUCUAAAAUUUGAAAUGUUACUCGGAUUCAAAAACUGCAACUGUAGUCCACAUGUAGCUACUCUUCCUUCGUUAAUAAAAAAUUAUAACGCGCACAAA